Lithohypha guttulata is the source of this 1014-nucleotide messenger RNA. It is a transcript of the gene THI4, whose product is annotated as thiamine metabolism-related protein. Bases 1 to 1014 code for a protein of 337 amino acids. The record is from RefSeq and is a predicted model, not a curated record. Gene Ontology annotation, biological process: thiamine biosynthetic process. NCBI's taxonomy places the organism in Eukaryota, Fungi, Ascomycota, Eurotiomycetes, Chaetothyriales, Trichomeriaceae. The transcript has 2 exons.
AUGACUCCACCAAUUGCCAUCUACGAUGAUGCGGAGAGACUGUCUCCUGUGCCAACCAAGAGCAUUAGCAUAAAUGGCAAGCCUGCCGUUACCUCCGGAGCUGUCACUGAUGGCAAUGCUGCAAGUCAGACGAAGCUCCUCGCAGAGUUUGCCGACAAAUGGGACAGCUUUCGCUUUGCACCCAUCCGAGAGUCUACGGUGUCCCGAGCCAUGACUCGACGUUACUUCAACGACUUGGACACCUAUGCUGAGUCGGAUGUGGUCAUUGUCGGUGCAGGCUCCUGUGGUCUCUCAGCUGCGUACACGCUUGCUAAUGCUCGUCCUGAUCUGAAGAUUGCCAUUAUCGAGGCGUCUGUCUCACCUGGUGGUGGAUGCUGGCUAGGUGGUCAGCUUUUCUCGGCCAUGGUGCUGCGAAAGCCUGCUCAGAAAUUCCUUGAGGACGUUGGAAUCGCAUACGAAGACGAGGGCGACUAUGUCGUCGUGAAGCAUGCUGCACUAUUCAUGUCGACUUUGAUGAGCAAGGUCCUGGCCAUGCCUAACGUCAAGCUCUUCAAUGCUACCUGCGUUGAGGAUUUGAUCACUAGGUCAGCUCCUGAACUGCCUAGUGGGGUCAGAAUCUGCGGUGUGGUGACCAACUGGACCCUUGUGACUAUUCAUCACGAUGAUCAUUCGUGCAUGGACCCCAAUACUAUCAACGCACCUCUUAUCAUUAGCACCACUGGCCACGAUGGUCCUUUCGGUGCCUUUUCUGCCAAACGCCUCGAGUCCAUGAAAGCUCUUCCCAAUGGUCUCGGCGGUAUGCGAGGACUUGACAUGAACAGUGCCGAGGACGCAAUCGUCAAGAACACUCGUGAAGUCGUUCCUGGCCUAAUCAUGGGCGGUAUGGAGCUCAGCGAGCUGGAUGGAGCGAAUAGAAUGGGUCCAACCUUCGGUGCAAUGUGUCUGAGUGGUGUGAAGGCUGCGGAGGAGGCAUUGAAGGUCUGGGAAAUCAGAAGGAAGGAGUGCGCAGCAUGA